Gastrolobium bilobum is the source of this 339-nucleotide messenger RNA. RefSeq lists its product as uncharacterized. The coding region runs from base 1 to 339 and encodes 112 amino acids. The transcript has a single exon. NCBI's taxonomy places the organism in Eukaryota, Viridiplantae, Streptophyta, Magnoliopsida, Fabales, Fabaceae. The record is from RefSeq and is a predicted model, not a curated record.
AUGUAUCAACCACAACCAUACAUUGGUAAAGAACUUCUCAAGUUCUCUAAUGAUAAUUUUAUAGUCAAACAAGUUCAACAAUUUCUCAUAAUUCUCAACUACAUCCGAGAUUCCAUUCCUCAUGUAGCCAAACACACUAGUCAGCUUUCCAAGUUAUUGAAAAAGAAUUCUCCUCCUUGUAGUCCUGAAAAGACCAAAGCUAUUCAAGAGCUUAAGAAGAUAGCUCAAAAUCCUCCGGUUUUGAAAAUUCUAGGAAUAGGCAAAAUAAUCCUCCAAACUGAUGCUAAUGAUCAUUUUUGGGGUGCUAUUCUCAUUGAAGAAGUUGAUCAUAAAAGAUAG